Molecule: messenger RNA, 3750 nt
Organism: Phycodurus eques (leafy seadragon)
Lineage: Eukaryota; Metazoa; Chordata; Actinopteri; Syngnathiformes; Syngnathidae
Product: adhesion G-protein coupled receptor F1-like
Biological process (GO): cell surface receptor signaling pathway; G protein-coupled receptor signaling pathway
Cellular component (GO): membrane
Molecular function (GO): G protein-coupled receptor activity
Source: RefSeq, a predicted model, not a curated record
UACAUUCGCGAGGUGGAUCGACGGGAAGGCCAAUCUGUGUCCUCUCUUGCGGAGUUUCACCUGAAUUCCGGCUCGUUUUCCUCUGUGGCGCCGCUUCCGCAUCCAUGCACCGAAAACCGCGGACGCCGCUCCGAAACAGGGCCUGCAAUCCAACAUCAGGUUACAAUCACACAGGCAGACUGUGAUAACCAAGGAUUAAACAUAAUUUGUCAAGUGAUUGAUUUACCUCUAUUCAGACGGGAACUAAGAUUGGUGUUGGUCCUAGAUGGUGCAUUCACGUGUGUUGCUGAUCCAGAAUUUGGAAAUUGAUUUUUAAAUGAUGUGGGUAGAGCUUCUUGUGAAAUAAAUGAGGUGGGAGAGAAGACUGCCAUUUGCAGGGUAAGUGGAGAAUGGGAAGAUCGAGAAGACAACUGCACCCUCCAGAGGAUUGCGCAACUACUCAGUCAAUCUAGGUUAUUGAAUGAAAUGACAUUGCCAGAGUUCCUGGAAGAACUCAGCAAUGUCACUCUCGAACUGAGUCAACAAGUGACUGAAUCUCCUAACAACAUUGAUGCCAUUGUUACAAUUCUCAACAAUGUAGCAACCUUUGUAACAACAUCUACUAUCCAGAUAAGUCAGGUCUCGAUGGAGGAUGUCCUUCUCACUACUGAUGUCCUUACUAGAGAUGAGGCAAGAGAAUCAUGGGACAUUCUUAACCUUGAAGCAGUCAUUGAGACCAUAGAAACAAGAAACAUCACUCCCAGAAAUGAGAGUGUCAGCUCAUUAUUGUUGUUUGGUCUUGAGGGUAUAACGAGUAGGCUAAUCAAUGCCUCGUUUAACAUUGAAACACCUUUGAUUCUCUUGAACAAAACUACAUUCACCAACACUUUCAAUGGGGAUUUUAAUUCUACAGUGGAGAUAGACAUAGAGGAGUCUAGUGGGCCAACAAACCUCACUGUGAUAACCUUUGAAUCAUUGGAUAAUGUACUUCCCCCAAGAGAUGAAAACAACUCUACAGGCAGGGUAAUCAAUGGGAGAGUCGUACUUGUUCAGUCUGACACCACCGUGGACAAUGUCUCUUUCACAUUUGACAUUAUAAAUGAGACUCUGGGGAACCCUCAGUGUGUGUUCUGGAACUUUACUCUCUUUGAAGGUCUUGGAGGAUGGGACGAUGAAGGCUGCGAGCUAGUUGACAGAGAUGACAAAACGGUUAAAUGUCAGUAUGACCACCUAACCUCCUUUUCAAUGCUAAUGUCACCCUUUGUUCCAAACAGACGUGUGUUGGAUUUCAUAACGUACAUUGGCGUCGGUAUUUCCAUGGCAUCCCUAGUUAUAUGCCUCAUUAUUGAGGCGUUUAUAUGGAAAAAAGUUAGAAAGAACGACAAAGCACAGUUGAGCCAUAUUCCCAUUGUUAACAUUGCACUGUCUCUCCUGAUUGCAAACAUUUGGUUCAUUAUUGGCACAAGUAUCUCUGAAGGAGAUAAAAAGAAUCCAGAUGCAUGCACUGCUGCUACCUUUUUCAUCCAUUUAUUUUACUUUGUGCUCUUUUUCUGGAUAUUGGCGUAUGGCCUGUUGUUGUUCUAUUUAACAGUCUUUAUCUUUGGUAAUAUUUCUAAAACGACUUUGAUAGCUAUUGGAUUUUCUCUGGGCUAUGGGGCCCCAUUGAUUAUCACUGUCAUUACGAUUGCUGUAACAGAACCGAACAAUGCUUACAUUCAAGAAACUGUGAUCUGCUGGCUCAACUGGGAUAAAUCUUGAGCACUACUGGCAUUUGUGAUCCCAGCACUGCUCAUAGUGCUUAUAAACAUUGUAAUUCUAAUUGUGGUGUUGGUUACAAUACUGCAUAGUAAAAGGAUGUCAAUCACUGUACAAAACAAUGACAAUUAUAUUGUGGUGGAGAUUGCUCGGACCUUGGCCAUCCUUACACCCUUCUUUGGAAUAACUUGGAGUCUUGGAGUGGGAACUCUAACUGACCCAACUAAUCUCGGAAUCCACAUUGCCUUCGCCUUCUUCAAUUCUCUACAGGGCUUCUUCAUAUUGGUUUUUGGAACACUCUUAAGGAGACAGAUUUUCAGAUCCGGUCAUCAAUGUUUGGGUCUGAAACCGUCUCAAAGUUCUGGAAGUGGGACAGCGACCACCAAUUUUGGAACCUCAUCGAGUGGAGGACAUGUGAUGAGUGUUCUCCACUCAUCGAGUGGAGAACAAGAAAAUAAACGGUAUCACAACUUUUUAUAAGGGUUCAUUGCACCUCUUGUCUCCAAACAGCACAACAACCAAGUUGUAAUCUAUUUUGUUUAUGUAUUUUGUUAUUAUUAUUCUUUUUUUUCAGGUGGUAACAAUUCAUCAUCGGAUGCCAGUGCAUCAUCUCAAGCUGCCAACUCUUGAAGACCACUGCACUCUACUCUGCUCAGGCUGGCCAAGCAACAGUUUCCAAAUACUGUUUGAAAGCUGAGAGGCAAGCUUUCAGACUAAUGCUAAAAUACUUUAAUGCUCCUGUCCUAUUUUUCUCUUAAUAUCAUUCCAAUUAUUUAGAAAAUUAAAGAACAGGAUUAUUGCUCAACAAAUAUGUGCCUGUUGCUCGAGACAAGUGAGCUAUUUUCUUAUCCUAAACAUUGUUUUUUUUUCAUUUCGUAAAAUAACUCAUGGCUGCAUGCGAGUACAGUAACGCCCCACUAUAUCACGUUUCACGCUUCGAGGUCCCACUGCGUUGGCUAGCAUUUACAAAAUAAAUGUUAUUACGGUUGUUACUGUAUUCCGUACAAUAUCUUUGUGUUAGCUGUUGUUCUUGCUCUCUCAAUAUAUUACACUGUAUACCUAUCUGUAUGUCUAAAUGUGUUUGUAUUUUUUGAAGUGUGUUUCAAAAAUAUAAGCGCCAUAAAUGCUAUAAAAAUAUGCCUCAAUAAAAUCUGGGGCACAAUAGUGGUGUAAUAGGGUAUAAUGUUUGCAAAGUAUCUAGCUACAGUAUGUUGCGAUAUCCUUGAAAAGGAUGACAAAUGUAAUAGUCCUAAAUAUAUUUAAUUAUUUGACAUUUUGUUUCUGAGAUGUUAAUUUAAUAUAACAGUCAUAUACUAAUAAUAUUACAACUAUUUCAAAUUCUUAAUCAGUAAAAAAUAAUGAUUCUUAUCACAACAAGGCAGAAGGCAGCCAUGCACUUUGGAACAUUACUAACUGAAAUAAACUAUAACUAUUUGUUUUCAUGACUUGUAUAAUGAAAUAGUUUUGAUAAACUUGCACUUCUUAUAUUAGAGAUAGAAUAUAGGCCACAUCAUCAUCAGUGUGUUUGUCCAGUAGUCAAAUAUAGAGCAGCACAGGUUUAUUCUAUUAAGUGACAGAGGCUCAGAUUUGAUGUGAUGUUUCAUUUUUACCACAGUAAAAAAUACUAAAAAGGUAGACAGUAGCUAAUUAUAUUACUCUUUAUGGGUUUGGAUGUCUCUGAUGUUUUAAAUGUUUAAUGUACUGUCAUAUGGAAAAUGGUAAAAGCAGAUAUGCUGACUAAGGGACAUUGCUUGUGUAACACUUUGUUAACGUGUGUCUGUCUUCUCUCUGUAUCUUUUGUAUUUGACUUAUCAGUUUGUUAGCAAAACUAUACUGCAAAAAUGUGUGUUCCAUGUUAAAGCAUCAAUAAUACAGCUAAUAUAGUGUAUUUCAUCGCUGUCAGGUAGGAACCUCUUAUGCCAUAAUUUGGUAAAUUUUUCACAAAUCAAUACAGAAGUCCCAGUACAAAUUAUUAAACCAAUCGAAAGUAUUGAAAAUAGCUUACUUUUUUUACUA